This is a messenger RNA of Varanus komodoensis (Komodo dragon), 1894 nucleotides long. It is a transcript of the gene SCO1, whose product is annotated as protein SCO1 homolog, mitochondrial. Gene Ontology annotation, biological process: intracellular copper ion homeostasis; mitochondrial respiratory chain complex IV assembly. Gene Ontology annotation, molecular function: copper chaperone activity; copper ion binding. Gene Ontology annotation, cellular component: mitochondrial inner membrane. The record is from RefSeq and is a predicted model, not a curated record. The transcript has 6 exons. The coding region runs from base 26 to 814 and encodes 262 amino acids. NCBI's taxonomy places the organism in Eukaryota, Metazoa, Chordata, Lepidosauria, Squamata, Varanidae.
CCCCGGUGGGGUCUGAGACGGAAGGAUGGCGGCGGCGUUGCGGCCCUGGCUUCGGCCGCUGGCGCUCUGGGGGCGCGAAGCCUCUUUCCUGCGCUGCACCUGCCGCCGCCGCCGCCAACCUGCUCGGUCCUUGGCUACAGAGUUUUCGGGCAAAAGGCCGCAGGACGGCCCCGGGAAACCUGGGCCUGUAACUUGGAAGAGUCUGGCAAUCACCUGUGCAGUUGGAGGAGGACUGCUGGCAGGAAUGAAAUUCUUUAAGAAAGAGAAAGAAGAAAAAUUGGAGAAGGAACGGACAAAAUCAAUUGGAAAGCCAUUGUUGGGAGGCCCUUUCUCACUUACUGACCACCAGGGACAGCCCAGGACGGAUCGUGAUUAUCUUGGUCAAUGGGUGUUAAUCUACUUUGGCUUUACACACUGUCCUGAUAUUUGCCCAGAAGAAUUGGAAAAAAUGGUUUUAGCAGUAGAUGAAAUUGAUGAGAUCCCGGCUCUUCCCAACAUCACUCCACUGUUCAUCACCAUUGAUCCAGAAAGAGACGAUAAAGAAGCCAUUGCAAAAUAUAUUAAAGAGUUUUCACCCAAGUUGAUUGGAUUGACGGGUACAAAAGAGCAGAUCGAUCAGGUGGCUCGAGCCUAUCGUGUCUAUUACAGCUCUGGCCCAAAAGAUGAAGAUAGUGAUUACAUCGUGGAUCACACCAUCAUAAUGUACCUUCUUGGUCCAGACGGAGACUUCAUUGAUUAUUUCGGUCAAAACAAGGACAGCACUGAGAUUGCAGCAUCAAUUGCUGGGCACAUGAGAAGAUACAAACACACCUAAAAGAGAAGCAUUAUGACUAUGAAGGCAAGCUAGCUGCUAAUGAGACAGGCAUCCAUGUUACUAACUAAAAUACAACCAGUAAUAUCCCAUGAAGAUCUAUGAAGCAUUGUGCAAGUAAUCCAUCUUGAUAUCCUUCUUACUUGAAUUUGCAGCUACAGCUGUAGGCAUAAUAGCCUAAGACUCAAAAUGGGUUUCCUGAGGAGCUGAAUAUUAUUCCACAAAAGUACAAAACUAAGCAGUUUUCUCUGAAUGAGUGUCUGAAUAUGUUAAAGGCCUUUGGAAACAACAUUGAGGUGAUCCUAGUGAAAAGGCCAUCACUUCUGGGUAUUGAUCAGAGGAUUCAUGUCUUUCCCUUCCUUGCAGUAUCUUCUUGCCAUGCUGAAAAGACACGUACAGAGAGAUGGUAAACUGAGCAGUACUGAAGGCACAGUUCAUGGGACUAGGCUUGUCUGACAUCUUGAUUAUCAUUCUACUAGAACCCAUGACUGCAGCAUCACUUCCAAGUCAACAUUCCUUGUGGCCCUGCACCCUCUUGUCUUGGAUUUUCAAAAUGCCUAAUACAGUUUAGGACAGCCUCGCCCAACCUGGUGCCUUCUAUAUGUUUUGGGCCAGUUUCCAUCAGCUCUAGCCAGUAUGGCCAGUGGUCAGGAUUGUUGAGGGUUGAAACCCAAAAUACAUGGAUGCCACCAGGUUGGAACAGGUUGAUGUAGAAGCACUAAGUAACACAAUAGGGUGGUAACUUUAAGCCUUUUAUAACAGUGGGAUUAUUAAUCAGGUAAAAUUAUGCUCGGUGUGCAGGAAAUGGAAUAUUUUGAAAGAAACCUGUGGUCUCUUGAAAUCUCGCAUCAAUUAAAGUGAUUUUUUUCCCCUUUUAAAUGUUUAAGUUGACUUUCUCCAGUGGUUUUGGUAUUCAUCAGAUUUUAAUUAAGAACAAAAAUAAAUGGCUGCAGAACAUGAUAAGCAGUGCUAAUAAGAUGUCGUGCAAGUUUAAUCUGAAAACUUUUCACUGGUCACUCUGAAAAAAUGACACUGAGCCUUGAAGUCAGCAUGCUAAAAUAAAUAUGUGAGCCUUUAGCCUGU